Dermatophagoides farinae (American house dust mite) is the source of this 1860-nucleotide messenger RNA. RefSeq names its product dipeptidase C (gene Dip-C). NCBI's taxonomy places the organism in Eukaryota, Metazoa, Arthropoda, Arachnida, Sarcoptiformes, Pyroglyphidae. The record is from RefSeq and is a predicted model, not a curated record. Gene Ontology annotation, molecular function: metalloaminopeptidase activity; manganese ion binding.
UCAUCAUCAUCAUCAUCAUUUUGUGUAUCAUGUUGUGAUUGUCAAAAAUAUCGAACUUGAGAUUUAUCGAAUCAUUGAUUUGAUUAAGGGCGUUUUUUCUCAACUAUAUAAAUUUAAAAUCAAACUCAAUCAAAAAAUCAAUCGAUUUCAUUUCGUUUUUAUAGUUAGUUACAAUUUAAUUCUGAUCAAAUCUCUCUUUUUUCUUCAGUCAUUCAUCAUCAUGGUACAUCCAAGUACAUUUGAACUAGGACCGCAUACAUUGAAAAUUCCAAGAACAUUACAUAAGAUUAAUCGAAAUCGUCUAGUUGAAAGAUUACGUUCUGAUAAUAAUAUUCCAGAACGUUCGAUUAUCGUAUUGCAGGGUGGAAAAACCCUUAACAAUUAUGAUACGGACACCGAACCAGUAUUUCGUCAGGAAUCCUAUUUCCAUUGGACAUUCGGCGUUGGUGAGCCUGAUUACUACGGUGCUAUUGAUCUAACCACGGGCAGGUCAUACUUGUUUGCACCAAAGCUACCUGAUUCAUAUUCCAUUUGGAUGGGAAAGCUAUAUACUCUGAAUGAUCAUCUCAAUCGAUACAAUGUUGAUGCUGUUUACUAUACCGAACAGAUAUGCCAAGUUUUGUCUGGACUUAAACCCCAAGUGUUGUUAACAUUGAAAGGUCUAAACACUGAUUCCAAUUUGGAAACAUUCGAAGCUCAAUUUGAUGGAAUUGAUAAAUUCAAAAUUAACAAUUCGUUAUUACAUCCUCAUAUGGCAGAAUUGCGUGUAUUCAAAACACCACAAGAAUUGGAUGUGAUUCGUUAUACGAACAAAAUCAGUAGCGAUGCCCACGUUGAAGUAAUGAAAUCAAUAAGGCCGGGCAUGACAGAAUAUCAACUGGAAUCCAUUUUUCUCCAUCAUUGUUACUUCAAUGGUGGCGCCCGACAUGUAUCCUAUACAUGUAUCUGUGCAAGUGGAACAAAUGGUGGUGUCUUACACUAUGGACAUGCGGCGGCGCCAAACAGCAAAACUGUCCAUGAUGGUGAUAUGUGUUCAUUUGAUAUGGGAUGCGAGUAUUACCGCUACUCGUCGGACAUCACUUGUUCUUUCCCUGCCAAUGGAAUAUUCACGCCUGAUCAAAGAAUUAUCUACGAAGCAGUGCUCAAGGCUAAUCGAACAGUAAUGAAUGCCGUCAAGCCUGGUGUCUCUUGGAGAGAUAUGCAUCUGUUGGCCGAAAAGACUCAAUUGGAACAAAUGCUUAAACAUGGACUAUUACAGGGAGAUAUUGAUGAAAUGAUGAAGGCUAGACUGGGCUAUAUCUUCAUGCCUCAUGGACUGGGUCAUCUGCUUGGUAUCGAUGUCCAUGAUGUCGGUGGCUAUCUCUUCCAGUGUCCACCACGUAGCACUGAGCCAGGCUUACGACAACUUCGUACGGCCAGAAUUUUAGAGAAGGAUAUGGUGUUGACCAUUGAACCAGGCAUUUAUUUCGUCGAUGCAUUGCUUGAACAAGCUCGAAAUGAUCCUGAACUAUCCAAGUUCAUUGUAUGGCCUGUGAUUGACCGAUUUCGAUCAUUCGGCGGGGUUCGAAUCGAAGAUGAUGUAGUCAUCACAGCUGAUGGUUGUGAACUUUUGACCAAAGUUCCACGUACCGUUGAUGAAAUCGAAGCUAUAAUGGCUGAAGGUCGAAAACGAGAAAUAGAAUUUCCUCAGAAAACGUUAUUGGCAAAUUACAAAUAAUCUAUUCUCCGAGGUUCUUGUCCUUUUAUUAUUAAUUAAUCUAUCCAUUUGAUCGAAUCCGUUAUGUUUUUAUCUAUCAAUCUAAUUGACAAACUGUCUGUGUGUUAAAUCAAUGAAAUAAAAUGAUCCCAAUUGGAAAGCAA